UGGAUAUAAAAGGAUGAACAACUGAGCAUCCAACAGCCAAGCUAAAGCCAAGUUAAAGAAGAAACUUGCUUUCUUAUUUCUUCUCAAAAUCGAGUCUCAAGCAUGGUUCUCCUUAGAAUCUCCGCUUUCCUUGUGGUUUACGCUGUUUUCACAUGUCAGAUAAACGGCUCCCACGCAGUCCCACUCAGAGCUAUGCUGGAGGCAUCAUCAGACCGGGUGGCACUCAAUGACUACGAGGUCCAGCGACUACUGAAUGCGCUCGUUAAGGAAUUCGUGCAGAUGAUGGCGGAGGAACUGGAGCAACAAGUACCUGAGGCCAACAGCUUGGAUAGACCUAUUGUGAAACGAUGCACGAGUCUGAGCACUUGUGUGGUGGGAAAGUUGUCCCAGCAAUUGCACAAAUUACAAAACAUCCAGCGCACUGACGUAGGAGCGGCAACUCCCGGCAAGAAAAGGAACAUUCUCACUGGGCUGGAAAGCGACCACUAUGCAACCUACGGACAGCCAUUUGAAAGCGCCUAAUCGUUUGUUUUGCUGCAUGGAUCUCAAACGCUUGAGCGAUAAAGAGCCCAAUAAAGUGCUGUGUUUAUUUUCAUCCCCGUUUGUCACGUAGAACAUUAGGC
This is a messenger RNA of Mobula hypostoma (lesser devil ray), 623 nucleotides long. It is a transcript of the gene calca, whose product is annotated as calcitonin/calcitonin-related polypeptide, alpha. Gene Ontology annotation, cellular component: extracellular region. The transcript is spliced from 4 exons. Lineage: Eukaryota; Metazoa; Chordata; Chondrichthyes; Myliobatiformes; Myliobatidae. The coding region runs from base 103 to 522 and encodes 139 amino acids. Gene Ontology annotation, molecular function: hormone activity; calcitonin receptor binding. The record is from RefSeq and is a predicted model, not a curated record.